Harpegnathos saltator (Jerdon's jumping ant) is the source of this 10720-nucleotide messenger RNA. RefSeq names its product receptor protein-tyrosine kinase sevenless (gene sev). Gene Ontology annotation, biological process: cell surface receptor protein tyrosine kinase signaling pathway; multicellular organism development; protein phosphorylation. The record is from RefSeq and is a predicted model, not a curated record. The transcript has 20 exons. NCBI's taxonomy places the organism in Eukaryota, Metazoa, Arthropoda, Insecta, Hymenoptera, Formicidae. Gene Ontology annotation, molecular function: ATP binding; protein binding; transmembrane receptor protein tyrosine kinase activity. Gene Ontology annotation, cellular component: signaling receptor complex; plasma membrane. The coding region runs from base 1136 to 8968 and encodes 2610 amino acids.
ACCGUGCGGGCGCGAGCGCGAGCGCGAGCGCGAGCGCGGGCGCGCGCGCAACGAGAACGAGAACGAGUUGAGGAUUGUGUGCCUUCGAGGGUAGCAGAUUUCAGUCAGCAGUCAGAAAAAGAAGCGAGAGAAAGAAGCAAAAGGAAGGGAGAUCCUUUCGACGGACGAUCGCUCCAAGAGCUGGCAAGAUCGACCGCGCCGAUCGUCGAUCGUGGCCAAACCGACUUUGGACUUUGCGCUUGGUGUCGCACAAUUUGCCCCUGAAGAUCAUCGUUCCGUUUCUUAUCGCUCGUACGGCCACUCGGACAAGUUAAAAAACAAACCACGAAGGAGGACCACGCGCGGAUCUGGCGCGCGCGCGCGCGCGCGCGUAUCGCGAGGCCUUCCAUGCGACUGGAUGUGUACGCGCAUAUCGGCAACUCACGUCCCGGUCAGCGAGAAAAACAGUGCGAGAUUAUACAUUUGUAUAUCGCGGUGUUGCAGUUGAUCGCCGCAAUAGUGAGAAAAAUCGAAACGGAGAUCGGAUCGAACCGCUUGCGAAAGCGCGCGCGCGCGCGCGCGUGCGUGCGUGCGUGCGUGCGUGCGGCCCAGCGCGAGGGAGCGCCUGAGAGCGCGCGUUCACCGUUCAAAAUUCAAAGCGCUCGCUCGCUCGAACGAGGCGGAUGAUUUUUGCUUUCGUGCGCGUCGCGCGUCACGCGUCGCUUUCCCGACGCGAAAUGCAUCGUUACUGACGACGAGCUGACGCGGCGACGGCGACGCGACGUGACGUGACGACAAGUACGACGAGUGACCGACCCGUUGUAUAACCCCGGGGACAACCCGUCGGGGAUUUCGCGGCGACCUGCCGAGUCGAGUUUUCUCUCCCCGGAUAUUCGACGGAAGUGUCCAAUCCGUUGUCCUGUCCGUUGCACUUGUUGAUGCGCGGCGCACGGACUGCGCGCGGCACGUCUGCGUUUCGAAGGCAUCAGCCAAGGCCGAUGAGGAAGCAUCGGCUCGCUUAGCGAGCGGCGCACAAAUCGCGCUCACGGAAGGUCAAGAGGAACAUCGAGGAGCGAUGAUUAGCGCACCUCGGGGUCGAGGUUCGCGCGGAAGCUGAUUCUCGCCGGUCGCGGUCCACGUCGGCAAGCCGGUUAUUAUGUUAGGAACAGGAUUAUGCGCCUUGCUGAAGGUGUUGGUGCUGGCGGGGGUGGUCGCCGCGUUCCUGCCGGACGAUGACGAGAACAUCGUGCUGGACAGCCUCGAGGAGGAAUGCGCCUCCAAAUGUCCGGACCUCACUCAGAAUCGAACGGACGACGCGAGCUCGGAGGUCGAAUGUGGAGUGAGGUGCAAGAUCGAACAGUGUAUGAAAGGCUGCGAUGCGUGGCAACAAGCGCUCGACACAAGCUGCCAAGCUGUUUGCAAUGGAACUCAGGAACGGCUGCCGCCGAAGGAAUUGUACUGUGUUCUAGGCUGCAACGAUGCGCUAAAUCGUUACUUCCAGCAGCUCAGAGCGGAGAUCGGCACUCCACCGGCACCGGCGUUGGUCGCGGACUCAUUGACCGCGACGUCCCUCAGCCUCGAAUGGAAGGGCGUGGAUAUAAAAAGACGCGCCGAAGGGAUCUCAUACUUGGUGCAAUGGAGAUACGAGGAGCUGGCCGAGACGUGGCAGUACUGCAGGAAUCAAACGUGGGGCGAAGGUGACCAGAUACUGGUCGAGAACCUGCAGCCGUAUACCAACUACAGGUUUCGCGUGGCGAUGUUCCUCAAGUCGUCGCAGCAUAAUCCGGAGCUGAUCGUCUCAGCGCCAAGCGUGGUAAUAUUGACGCGUGCGGAGGGCCUGCCGACUUCAGCACCGGUAAUUGUAAGAGCCGCUGCGGUAGACAGCUACCGCGUCUCUGUAUCUUGGGAACCAGGCCCAUUCCCGAACGGGCCACUUUUGUCGUAUGUCCUGCGUCUGCAAGGGGCUGACCACUCCCAGCUUAAGGAUAUUCCAGCGUCCGAGAACACAACGAGAGAUCACUACAUGUUUCGCAACCUCAAGUCCAAGCAGAAUUACACCGUCAGCGUGACCAUGAGAAAUGGGGUCGGCGAGGGUCCACCCGCGAUUAUUUGUAUAUCCACUACGCCAGAGCCUACUGUCAAGGACACGCAAAAGCCGAUUCUCAUUCUCGGCGGCAAGCACAUGGUCAUGAAGCAGGAUGCCGAAAUGAUGGACGAGCCCAGUAUCAUUUACCAGACCGCCGCCGAGAUCCGCGGUGUGGCGAUACACAUAGCGUCCUCUCAGCUAUUCGUGUCCACCUCAACGAGCUACGUAUAUCGAACUUCGAUCACCGAGCUGUCCGAGCCCGGGGUCAUCCUGAGUCCUGACCAAGUGAACUUUGAGCCGUUGAGCCUCUCCGUCGACUGGCUGAAUCACCACCUGUACGUUUUGGGACAGGUAAAUCACAGCAAGACGGUGUGGCAGAUAGCCAGGUGUAAUCUGGACGGGAGGGGAUUAACGGUAGCCGUGGCUGGAUUUGUGAACCGACCGUCGCACAUCGAGGUCGAUCCCUACAACGGAUAUCUUUUCUGGAUCAUCGAGGGAAAGAUGUAUCGACUGGAUCUGGCGGAUAUUAGCAACGGCGUGAAGCACGAGGUUAAGCCAUCCUUCAUCUACGGAGACUCGAAUAUGAACGUUUUCACCGUGGAUCACAUGAACUUUCGGCUGUUAGUGCCGAACCACACCCUCAACACCGUCAUGUCCAUGUCGCUGGAUGGUCGUGAGAGCGUCGAUAUUCGCGCGAAUAUCCAAAAGCCGCUGUUCAACCACGUUGUCUCCCUAGCUGUGGCGAAUAAGUUGUUUUAUUGGACUAACGGCCAAGAAGUGCUCACCGAAGUGUACCAUUCCGGUCAGAAUAGAUACUUUCACAACUCUUACAAGAGGUCGGACAUCAUCAGCGUGAACGUAUUGAUGAACGCGAGUCAGCCCGUCCCCAUUCCCGUGAAUCCUCCCACGGGAGUGCAGGCCGUCCUAGGAGCGGAAAGGGCCAAGGUUUCUUGGCAAGCGCCUCACCUGCUGGGCGGCCAGGGGAAAGGCGCCUGGCAGAAUUGGUCCUACGAGCUUGAGAUUAGGGAGGAAACGUCCAAUUACUCGUCCAGUCAAAUCAUACGUCAAAGAGACAUCGUCGGCUCAUCUCACACCGUCCACAAUCUGCGGGAGAGCUCGCAGUACUACAUCAGAGUGGCGGCCUAUACCAGCGCCGGUAGGGGGCCGUGGUCGACAGAGUUCCGUGGACGAACCCUGAGGAAUGGGUCGCGCACGAGCAUCCUGUGGUCGUCGAACGAAGGGUUGUUGAAGAGUGACGUAACCGGCGAGAAUAUCGACACGCUGAUCGACAAGACGAGCCUGAAGGAAUCCGGCAGCGAGUUUCACAUAGUCGACGUUAGUUGGUACAAGGACGUGUUGUACUUUGUGGGAAAUAAUACCGCGCUCUACCGUUAUAACGUCAGCAGCCACCAGAGAACGAAGCUGAUGAACUCGGUGGCCGGUAUCGCCGUGGAUUGGAUCUCGAAGAAGCUGUACUGGGCGUAUCCGAAGAAUCAAAUUAUCGUAAAAGCGAACCUGGACGGGACCCAUCAAGAUCCGAUGUCUAUUAUUACGACCGCGAAAGAGCUCACGAUCGACUCACUGGAGGCCUACCUGUAUUGGUCCACCGGCCAUGACGUGCAGGUGGUGCGGCUGAAUGAGCAGGAUAAGAGAUACUAUCACUCGGACGAAAUUUUCAACGGCAAACAAGUGAUGGGAUUAACGCUCGACUUCGAGAAUAGAUAUGUCUAUUGGAUUGUUCGCAGCUACGUAAGCGGAUCUAUCGUCUAUCGAGCACCCACGUCCGAACAAAUUCCGAUGAGUCAAAAGAUCGUCCCGGAAAAGGUAUCCGCUUUACAUGUUCCAAACUUGCAAGGACCUCUGUGCUAUUUCUCCGAACAUUUGCUGUGGCUGCAGGACGAGGUAAACGCGGUGAUCGGUGAUCUGUCGGGUCAGAAUACCGCCGUGAUCAACGGCAUCACUUUGUCCGGCCUGCACAUGGUGGCUGUGAUGGACCCGGCGUUUCAUCGAUACCCGAGAAAUUUGACUUCGGAGAAUAUAGUGGUGUCGCCGGACCCCGUCGACUUUGAUAGUAUAAGAGUGGAAGGGACCUGGAGAAACUUCAGCGUAUCCUGGGAUCCCGUGAAGAACGUCAAUUACGGCACGGUCUUUUACGAGGUCAAGUUCACGGAUCUCGCCAACAUGCAAUCGAGCCCGGAGAUCACGAUCGAUACGACGAUACCCUACAACAAUUCGGACCGCAUCGUGCCUUAUUCCCUGCUGGAGGUCAUCAUCAAACCGUUCACUUAUUGGGAAACGUCGUACCAAUCCCGAAAAAUCUUGAGGUCUCCUCAGAGCUGGCCGAGCGAGCCAACGUAUCCCAGGACGUACGUGGAAUUUUGCAAGAGAGUCCUCAGCGAGAACGUCGAUAUUUUUGCGACAUUCAGGUGGAGCAAGCCACAAUUUACAAACGGACUGAUACAAGGCUACACGGUCCAAAGUUGCUGGGAGGAGAUCGGAAACUGCAAGAACCACAGCGUAGCAGGCACAACAUUGGAGUUUACGGCGCAUGGACUGUUGCCCAAUACGACGUAUUACUUCCAAGUGCGAGCGCACACCGAGAUCGGUGCCGGUCCUUGGACGAACUUCACCAGCGUGUUGAUCGCGAGCGAAAACCCGGUGCCUCAGAUACUGGUCGCCACAAUGGACGCCGUGAAGCUCGCAGAUUUGGAUCAGAAGAUCAACUACACGAUCACCCGGCACAUCGCGAUCGAGGUGAGUUACUCGGUGCUGGAGAACAAGAUGUAUUGGAUCAACGACAUGCAGGAGCUGGUGACGUCGGAGAUGAACGGAGCCAACGCCACAAAGAUACUCGCCCUGAACAAUACCGCGCAGAGCCUCUGCAUCGAUUGGGUCGCGAAAAACCUAUACUGGUCCGAAUCUAGCGCCGAAAACGGCGGCCGCAUCAUGAAGCUCGACCUGACAAUGUGGCAAGUUGGCGUAGUCAAGUACGAGAACAUCGUGAGAAGAGGGAGAAACAUUCUCAAUCUGGAUAUACUGCCGUCUCGAGGAUCGCUGUACUGGGUCGAGUCAACGAAAAGUAGUCGGGGUACGAUAAUGCAGUCGGACCUCGACGGGAACAACGUGAUGCUCUUCUUCAGGAACACGGAGAGCGCCCUCGCGAAGGAGUGCUCCUGCCAGUACAGCCCGUCGGUGAAGCCCGUGAUGACGAUCGACAAGACCAGCCAGAAACCGAUGAUGUAUUGGAUGUCGUCGGAGGGAUACCUGAACGUGGCCGACAUUUACGGUUGUAUGUGCGACACGGUGCUGAACGCGAACUCGAGCAGCGGGACAUCCCUCACGGUCGACAAGAUGAAUGUUUACUGGUCCGACGCAGAGAACGAGCAGAUCUACUUAUUGAGCAAGAGCUACUUCUCGUCGGCGGCGAACAACAAGGCAAACGCGUCCGGAGGCGAGGAGCCGGGGGUGAAGAGCUUCCACCUGUCCAGCAUGCGCAGCAUCAAAGCCUUCGGCAAGUCCUUGCAGCCCUAUCCUGCCGCGAAUUGCCUGACACCGCGUCGAGUAGCCUACAGAAUCGAGAAGCUGGCGGAAACAGCGAGCAGCAUCUUCGUCAGGCUGCCGGAACCGAUCCCUGACCACGGCUGCGAGAGCUACAGUCUGCCUACCACGUUGUACACCAUCCACGUGUCCCAGUGCUUAGACAACGACUCCGACGACGACGACGGCGGCGGCGGCGGCGGCGGCGGCUGCGAGAGGCACGAGGUGCAGACGCACGAGCGGCAGUGCGAGAUCCGAGACUUGAAGCCGUUCACCGAAUAUAGACUGAAGUUGGCUCUGAGCAAUUACUACGGCAACCUUACGUCCGCUAACCUGGAGUUCGACUCGGGGGUGGUGUUCAGGACCGGGCCGGGGAAGCCCAGCGUGCCGGAGCACGUGACGGUCGAGGCGCUGACGCCGACCUUGGCGGCGGUAUAUUGGAUGCCGCCUAGGAUACUGAACUCCGCGGAGGUGAAUUACGAGGUGCACUGGAGAUCGGCCGACUUGGUGAACGGCUUGCGGCAAAAGGGCGAGCAGCUGAUCAAGGAGCUGAAGCGCACCGCGGACGGUAGGUUCUACGCGAUGCUGCGGUCAUUGCUGCCGGGCCGGGAGUACGCGGUGUACGUGCGCGUGUACUCCGUCCACUCCAACGAGUUCUACAAUCAGAGCGUGAAGAAGAACGUGCAGAUGUACCCGGAGCCUAGCAAUCUCACGCUCAGCGGGGUCAGCGUCAACAACCUGAACGUCUCUUGGAUCCCGAGCGUCAAUCUGACGGUCGGUUAUCUGCUGGAGUACAGAGACAUCGGGACGAAGCUCUGGCAAACCGCGAAUAACGCCGAGAUGGGGAACGAUAUGGUGACGUAUCACAUAGAAAACUUGCAGCCGCACACCUCGUAUAAGUUUCGCUUGGUGCUGAGGUAUCCCGUGUACAAGGAAGACUUUAUAUGGCCGCCCGGUGCCGACGGAGGAUUCACGUUCGAGACUCUCGGUGAUGUCCCGAGUGCUCCUGGAACACCAACGGUAGUGAUGCUUCGCAAUUCGCUGUAUCAAUUGAACUGGGAGCCUGCGCAAGCUCAUGGCUCGCCGGUCACUCUGUAUGUAGCGGAAGGUAUGAUCGUGGACGAUAGUUACAAGCAAGACAACAAGACCGACAUGAACGAACACUGGACUUUGUAUCACAACGGCACGGACAGUUAUUGGAUUAUUACCGGGAACAUGGAUCACAAGUAUCGAUUUCGCGUGCGAGCCCAAAAUGCCUACGGGUUCGGUGAUUGGAGCCGGCCGAGCGCAGUUGUGGACCUGACGGAAUCUGCCGGUGGGAUUUUGGCCGCUAAGCAGCAUUUAGGUUUGGCCUUGGGUCUCAGCGUGGUCGUCAUUACUUUAAUGCUGCUGUGCCUCUGCUACUUCAUCUGCCCAGUGUUUAAGCAACGCAAGGAAGACAAAAAAGCAGUUCUACCUCCGAUAGUGUCCGACGUGGAGUUAGCGACCCUUCGCGAAAUCCCACGCGGCAAUUUCGUCCAGUCCAACGCGCUCUACGCUUCUACGCUGCAGAACGACCCGGACGAUUCCGCGCUGCCGAAAAUCAGACGGGAGCAGAUCACGCUGGCAAAGUUCCUAGGGAGCGGCGCGUUCGGGAAGGUGUAUCAAGGAAAAGCCAAGGAUUUGGAGGGAUCGGGCGUUACGCCCGUCGCCAUUAAGACCUUACGAGAGGGCGCCUCGUCGCAAGAGAAAACGGAAUUCUUGCAGGAGGCCAGGUUGAUGAGCCACUUCCGACACAAGCACGUGCUGAGGCUACUGGGAGUUUGCCUGGACACGGACCCGCCGCUGCUCGUGCUGGAAUUGAUGGAGGCCGGUGACCUGCUGAGCUACUUGAGAGACAGCCGGUCCCUGCAACCCACAGACACGCACGCCCUACGUCUGCAAGACCUGCUCGCCAUGUGCGAGGACGUCGCGCGAGGCUGCCGCUACCUGGAAGAGCUGCAUUUCGUGCACAGAGACCUCGCGUGUCGCAAUUGCUUGGUGUCCGCGAGGGAUCGCGAGAACCGCGUCGUAAAGAUCGGCGACUUUGGGCUAGCCAGGGAUAUUUACAAGAAUGACUAUUAUCGCAAGGAAGGAGAAGGCUUACUUCCUGUUCGUUGGAUGCCUCCGGAAUCCCUCGUGGACGGAGUGUUCACCUCGCAGAGCGACGUUUGGGCGUUCGGGGUGUUGAUGUGGGAGAUCACGACGUUGGGUCAGCAGCCGUAUCCUGCCAUGACCAACUUCGAGGUGUUGCAUCACGUGAGCGCGGGUAACAGAUUGCCGAGACCGCUCAACUGUCCACCGGCCUUGCACCAGCUGAUGCUGCGCUGCUGGAGUGUAGCGGACGCCAGGCCGAGUUUCAAAGUUUGCCUCGACAAUAUCGUCGCUCUGCGAAGAGACACGGAAGACGCGGUGCUGAGCCCGGUUCACGCUGGACACGUGGCUCGCAGAGGAAACUCCUGGAGGUCCAGCAGUUCCGACGGCAGCAGGGACAUGCAGCCCUUCCUCCAGAACGCCAACAACGCCACGCAACUCAGCCCGCAUUCCGGCGAUAUUCCCAAGUACCUCGAGGUAUUGGCGGACAACGAAGCGGACAUCAUCCUGAGGAAGAGCCCCACGAGCGGCUACGAAGUGCCCCGCUCGAUUCACAUCUCGGAUCAGAACCUGGCGAAUAUAAGCAAAUUCAAUUGCGCGAGCCAGGAUCGCAAGUGUAGCCUGCCGUCGGAGAUCCCGCGAGAGCGCAAGCAACGCUCGAUGGAGGAACGGAAGCGGUCGGACGGGACGUUGUACGACAAGAGAUCGUCGAUCGCGAGCCUCAACUCCUCGUCCGAUCGAAGAGGAGCAUCAUCAGCCCUGUCGGAGAAGUCCGACACGCUGGACAGCGGCAGAUUGGCAAACUACCUCACCAGAACGACACUCAAGAGGGACUCCUUCUCGUCGCUGAACGAACAACGGAAAUACAUAACCAGCCUGAGCGAGCGAAGGGACUCUGAGGCGACGAGCCUCGACGGCAGGAGCUGCAGCUCGCUCAGCCUAGCGCCCUCCACCCGUCCCAGCUCGUCCUUGAUCAAUUCGCAAGCGACGGUGCUCCCCACGAAGAACAACGUCGGCGCGAACGGAGAAGUGCCGGCUUCGAACGCGGAGAACGCGGUGACGAAGAACGCGUUGCCGAGCAUCCAAAGGACUCCUCACUCGAACUUGCAAACCAGCAAGGCGAACAUACCCCUCGUGAUAAAUAGCGCGUUGUUGAAUCUGCUGAGGCAGAAGCCAGUGGUCGACGACAGCAACAACAUUGUCACGUACACGAAUAUCAAUGCGGCGGACGCCGUCCGGGUGAACGGAUCGUGAUGACUGUUUCUUCCAAGUCGCGACCGGAUCGGAGUCGUUUCAUCCUUUCUGUUCGGGUGAACCAUUCUUUAUCCUGGUUCUUUAUCCACGGUGUGUGAAGCGGUGAGACCGCUAGCUGGGCAGUUGAUAAUCAGUUCGCAGGAUCUGUUCGCCUGCAACAAGGACUACCGGAGUGAAGGACCCCGCGCGCGUUGCAUCCUGCGAAGCAAGCCUCGUACGCGUCGGGGAAAGCAAGCGGGGAAAGGAGCGGAGUCGGAAUAGCUUUAAACUGCCAUUGUAAUGUAUAUAUAUACAUUUUUAUACUCAACAAUUUGUCUGAAACACGCUCAUUAUACGCAGGCCAUUUCACGAAAAGUGCAGAUUUUACGGACUCUAUGUAUACAAUAGCAUAUAGAGGCAAAUUGUUAUUCCAUGUAGAAUUGAUAUGUUGAUGACAUGAGUGGUAGGCGUGAGGUAUAUAGUCUUACUUUGUAACCUUCUUGUUUUAAAUUUAAACAUAUUUAUUGUAUAUAACUCUUAUGUGUAGGUGCAGGUUUCCCUCUGCCACCGCGACGAGGUGCUAUUAAAGAUGAAAGAACAGCAUUGAAGCGCAUCGUGUGCAUCUUUAUAUCACACGUAUAUUAAUUUUCUGCAAUUUAAACAUCAUUUCUACGCAAAGUUUUAGACUUUGCGUAGAAUUAAUAUCGCGAGCCAGAGGAGCGAAUAUGUUCGGAUGUUUAUGUCGAGUAAUUGCAUAUAUAAGCCAGCCAUAAUGAUAUUACGUUGCGAUAACGAUAAUGCUUAUCAAAUAUUCAUUUCAUUUAAUAGUUGCGAAACUCUGCUCUGCGGCGGGUCUCUGAUAAUAUCUCGUCGCUGUGUGUGUGUGUGCGUGUGUGUGUGUGUGUGUGUGUGUGUGUGUGUGUGUGUGUGUGUGUGUGUUGUACAAAACGCCACAUUUGGUGAAAAUUAGCGAUUAAUAUUUCGAAUAUUCGAAAAUUCGAACGAAAUAACAUGAGAAAUUGUUAAGUUUUCGGAAUUUUAACGUAACGCAAAAGGUAGUUUUGCAACGGAAUACGAAAUGUGUACGUGUACGUACGAUACCGUCGAGGAAGUGAGUUCUUGAGAACGUACGGAAUCUUGAUUCUCUCUCAUAAAAUUUCUACGUCGGCUGAUUCAUCGGCUGAGGCAUCGUAUCCGGAAUGGUCUCAGGAUACAAAUUAAUUGGUGAAAUCUGUAUCACACUUAGACUAAACUCACAAAGGACCAUAUUGUACUUUUCAAGAUUACAUCUCCGCGAGUGCAUUAUUCCAAUAUUUCUCACGCAAUAUUUCUACGUUGCAUCAUUUUAUCCUUUCAUAAUUAUAAACUUCUCACGCGUAAGACGCGCGCAUAAAGUACACUCUUGUAUACACAAUCGCGAAAUUCUGUCGAUCGAUCGAUCGAUCCUGUGUAAAGCGUCGCGUCGCGUCGCGACGCUUUGCGCCAUUAUCUGCUGAAAGUUGAAGACGCGUGUCCUUCGGACGAGAAUACAUUGGACACGAGAGAUGAGAGAUGAGAGAUGAGAGCGAGAGCGAGAGUGAGAGUGACAAUGAGAAUACGAAUGAGACACUUUUCAGUCGUCGUGAAACGCACAAGUAGAGUAAACUGGAACUAGGAAGUCGCCAUAGUAAGCCAUGGCGAUCCUUAUGAUUUUCCGUUCGCCAGGCCGUAAGUUAAUCCUUCUUUUUGAUACGGAAAAAAAGUUGAUUAUACGAAUAAAGUUAUUUAAAGAUA